AGGAAGAGGAGCUGAGAGCUUCAGGGAGGAGCUGAGCUGUUACUGAACUAUAGAAGAGACACAAACUUCCACAUUCAACACAGUUCAAACAUUAACUCUGAUCAUCAUGCUGUCUUUGCUCACAUCUGGAUUUACUCUGCUGGUUCUGCUUAUAGGAACAGGUGUGAACUGUCAGCAACUCACUGCAGCAAAGACUGAAGAGUUCAGUCUAGAAGGCAGCUCUGUUACUCUGUCCUACAGUUACUCCAAUAAGAUAUCAUCUUCUGAUCAUUUCUUCUGGUAUCGACAAUAUCCAGGAAAACCUCCAGAGUUCAUCAUGUACAUCUCAGGGCUCAACAAUCCAAGAUUAGCAGAUAAUCUGAAAUCAGCAUCAAGAUUCUCCACUAAACUGAGAGAAGAGAAACACCUGGACCUGCUGAUCUCCUCUGCUGCAGUGACUGACUCUGCUGUGUACUACUGUGCUGUGAGGCCCACAGUGACAGGAAACACCAGAACUCUGUACAAGAACCUGCAAUACUCCACUAUAUCCACUAGAGGGCCUCACACACUGUUCCUCCUCUAUGGUUUGUUAGGAUUCAGUCUGAUUGUUUGUGCAGCUGAGAAUAAAGCAGACAUCAGAGUGUUUGCUGCAUCAUUGAAUUUAUUACAACAACUGACCAGGAAGAUGCCAGUGUGUCACUGGUUCUUCCAAAGCUCAGCUGGUUUCUUGGUUGGGCAGCCUUGGUACCCUAUGUCUCAAACUGCCGCUUGCUACACAUAUACAGACCCACUAACUGACAAUCAAAUAGUCCAUCAGUUUGAAAGUCAUUAA
Cyprinodon tularosa is the source of this 811-nucleotide messenger RNA. RefSeq lists its product as uncharacterized. The coding region runs from base 107 to 811 and encodes 234 amino acids. NCBI's taxonomy places the organism in Eukaryota, Metazoa, Chordata, Actinopteri, Cyprinodontiformes, Cyprinodontidae. The transcript is spliced from 3 exons. The record is from RefSeq and is a predicted model, not a curated record.